This is a messenger RNA of Euleptes europaea (tarantolino), 1019 nucleotides long. RefSeq names its product microtubule associated protein RP/EB family member 1 (gene MAPRE1). Gene Ontology annotation, cellular component: microtubule organizing center; spindle midzone; microtubule plus-end. Gene Ontology annotation, molecular function: microtubule plus-end binding. The record is from RefSeq and is a predicted model, not a curated record. Lineage: Eukaryota; Metazoa; Chordata; Lepidosauria; Squamata; Sphaerodactylidae. The transcript is spliced from 7 exons. Gene Ontology annotation, biological process: protein localization to microtubule plus-end; spindle assembly; regulation of microtubule polymerization or depolymerization. The coding region runs from base 81 to 884 and encodes 267 amino acids.
CCCUUGAAGUGACGCCAGCGCGCCGGCGUGCGCGUGACGUCAGAUCCCGGGCGAGGCGGGCGGGGCCGGUUUGAACGAAAAUGGCAGUUAACGUGUAUUCCACCUCGGUGACAAGCGAUAACUUGAGUCGACAUGACAUGCUCGCCUGGAUCAAUGAGUCCCUCCAGUUGAAUCUGACAAAGAUAGAACAGCUCUGUUCGGGUGCUGCUUAUUGUCAGUUCAUGGAUAUGCUCUUCCCUGGUUCUGUAACACUGAAGAAAGUGAAAUUCCAGGCAAAGUUGGAACAUGAAUACAUUCAAAACUUCAAAGUCCUACAAGCAGGUUUUAAGCGGAUGGGCGUUGACAAAAUAAUCCCUGUGGACAAACUAGUAAAAGGAAAAUUCCAGGACAAUUUUGAAUUUGUUCAGUGGUUUAAAAAAUUCUUUGAUGCAAACUACGACGGGAAGGACUAUGACCCUGUGGCAGCUCGGCAAGGCCAGGAAACCGCGGUGGCGCCCGCUCUCGUUGCGCCAGUGCUGAGCAAACCCAAGAAGAACCUGGUCUCUGGCGGCACAGCUCCAACGCGACCCUUGGUUGCACAGAGGACAACCGUGGCUAAUAAAACUGCCCCUGGAAUGGUUAAAAAGGCACCAGGAGGCAUUGGGGAGGAUGAAUCUGCGGAACUGAUCCAACAGAUCAAUGUAUUAAAAUUGACUGUUGAAGACUUGGAGAAGGAAAGGGACUUCUACUUCGGAAAACUGAGGAACAUAGAGCUGAUUUGCCAGGAGAAUGAAGGGGAAAGCGACCCAGUGCUGCAGAGGAUUGUGGAAAUUCUUUAUGCAACAGAUGAAGGCUUUGUGAUACCAGACGAAGGAGCACCACAAGAAGAGCAAGAAGAGUAUUAACAGGCCACCUACUGUACCAGCAGAGCAGCAGCGGAAUUCAGAAAUCAGAAUUCUUUGCCCCAAUCAUGUGCUUAUCUGUAAAACUACUCCAUUUUAUUCUUAGGACUCACUGGUUUCUUUUCAUAAGUAAAAUAA